Messenger RNA from Prunus armeniaca (apricot), 309 nucleotides. The record is from the annotation of a GenBank genome assembly. NCBI's taxonomy places the organism in Eukaryota, Viridiplantae, Streptophyta, Magnoliopsida, Rosales, Rosaceae.
AUGGCUCUGCCAUGUGGCCUAGUCAAACAGUCCCCCGGUUGGAUUGUUUCCCCGGCGGGGUUCGUCCCGGAUUCCGAGGAAAUUCGGGGCGGGUCUUGUCAUCGGAUGCUAGAUGAGGAGGUACUGCGGAGUAUUAUGAUGACUUGCAUCAUCCUUCACAACAUGAUUGUGGAGGAUGAGUAUGACUAUGAUGCUGAAGAGGUGUUUGAACCCGAUCCAAUGAACACAUCGUUGACAAGAAUAUAUGAAAGGCCGAUUGGACCAAAUGGACUACCACUGGAGCCCGAACCCAUACUUCGGGAUGGUUAA